AUGGCAGAGCUGGAAGCACAAAUUCAAUCUGCAGGACCAGCCAAGGAUACAGUUGCGAAGGUGGCUGAAGAAUUCCGGACGUUUCGGGAGCUGGUGUUCGCUAUGCUGGGCAUGAUUCGUAAGCAGAUAAAUGAGUGUUCCCAUAUGAUUGACGUUAUAGAAACCAGGCAUCGUCAGAAGGCUUUAAUAUUCUUGGGCGCUCCUGAAGCUGAUAAAGAGAACUGCAAGACCAUUGUUCUGGAUAUUAUGCAUAAGAUGGGGCUUACCGAAAUCACGGAAUCUUGCAUUGCAGUUUCUCAUAGGCUAGGAGUAGCCAGCAAAAACCAUCGGCCAAUCUUAGUUCGUUUCGUGCGAGUUGAAACCCUGAUCAUUGGUUUGGAGAGC
This is a messenger RNA of Iphiclides podalirius (scarce swallowtail), 384 nucleotides long. NCBI's taxonomy places the organism in Eukaryota, Metazoa, Arthropoda, Insecta, Lepidoptera, Papilionidae. The record is from the annotation of a GenBank genome assembly.